AUGUCCAUGCCCUUCCGCGUUGUGUCAGUGUCUGUGUAUGUGUCUGUCUCCGUCGCUGUCUCUGUGAUUGUGUAUGAGUCUGUAAUCGACACCAUCAAGAAGUACUCUACUGAGAUCUUCGCAGAUCUGGACAUCAACAUCAUUCACAAAGAAUGGCGCAACCGAGAAGCAUCGUGCUUGGCCAUGUCUGAUCUGAUCAGCACUCUGCAGACCGAUCUAACGAACGACCAAUUUGAACAGACCUGGCUGCUGUGCGUGCGUGUGCUGGACGAUAUCAAGGUACU
Molecule: messenger RNA, 284 nt
Organism: Sphaeroforma arctica JP610
Lineage: Eukaryota; Ichthyosporea; Ichthyophonida
Exons: 3
Source: RefSeq, a predicted model, not a curated record